Debaryomyces fabryi is the source of this 1251-nucleotide messenger RNA. Its product is annotated as TauD/TfdA dioxygenase family protein. Lineage: Eukaryota; Fungi; Ascomycota; Pichiomycetes; Serinales; Debaryomycetaceae. Gene Ontology annotation, molecular function: 2-oxoglutarate-dependent dioxygenase activity. The record is from RefSeq and is a predicted model, not a curated record. The coding region runs from base 1 to 1251 and encodes 416 amino acids. The transcript has a single exon. Gene Ontology annotation, cellular component: cytoplasm.
AUGUCUCCAAGCGCAACAGAAAAUAAUUCAGGUGACAAAUUUUAUCAAAAUCUUGAAGAAUUGGCAACUUUGAAACCUGUUAGUAAAAGCAUACUAUUAGAUAGAGAAGAGUAUCAACUCAAAUGGUUAAAAUAUUUGCCAGCACCCGCAAGAACUAGGUUUGAAAAGGCUGGUAUUGAGUUAUCCAAAGGAUAUCCUGUAAUUCCUGAUCCAAAGAGUAUUCCACGGUUUAUUAAUGAAGCAUAUGAGAUAAGAAACGAGGUCUUUCCUUACAUAGAACGUGCGAUAAAAGCUGAUCCACAUAAAAGGGCUCUUCUAAGCGCUGCUAAGGAAGUACAGCAUCUAACAAAGCACUUAGGUACUGAAAUUAUUGGGUUGCAAUUGGCAGAUUUAGAUGAUAAUCAAAGAGAUGAAUUAGCUUUGUUGGUGGCUGAAAGGGUUGUUGUUUUUUUUAGAGGUCAGGAUUUAUCGCCUCAGAAACAAUUAGAAUUGGGUAAAUACUGGGGACAAAUUGAAAGACAUCCUCAAGCGCGUUAUGUCCCACUUCCAGAUCAAUCCUACGACGACAAAUUACAAGGUAGUGGGAUUACAGUUAUCUGGAGAAAGUUUCUUAAUGAUUUGAAUGAUCGCAAACAAGACUUUAGGAAGGAAAUAAAAAAUACUGUUUUUCAUACGGACUUAGUACAUGAAAAACAGCCUGCCGGUAUUACUCAUUUACAUAAUGAUACUAUACCAGAAAAUGGUGGAGAUACAAUUUGGAGUUCUGGUUAUGCUGCAUACGAUAAGUUGUCAUUAGCAUUUCAAACAUUUUUGGACGGUAAAACAGCAAUUUAUCGGUCAGCUCACCCAUACUUGGAUCGAGAUGACCCAUUGAAAGGUCCAGUCUACAUUGAGCGUGAACAUCCAAUAAUUAGGACCCAUCCAGCUACAGGUUGGAAAUCACUUUUUGUUAAUAGGGCGAUGACAACAAAAAUUGUUGGGCUAGAGCCCACUGAGUCUCGGAUUGUUUUAGAGUAUUUGUUUGGUAUAUUCGAAAAAAAUUUAGAUAUACAGGUACGUUUUCGUUGGCAGCCUUCAAAAGAGGGUUUUGGAACUUCAGCUAUUUGGGAUAAUCGUAUUUCACAACACUAUGCAGUAGGUGACUAUGACCAAGAUAAUGACGAUAGACAUGGAACCCGGGUAAGUUCCUUAGCAGAAGUACCUUACUUCGACCCUUCUUCUAUCUCUCAAAGAGAGUCAUUAGGUAUUUAA